UACCUUCGCCGAGGAAUCCAGUAUUACAGAUCAACUGUGUUCGCCAAAAUGUGGAAGAGUUUUGCUCCAUUUCUGCUUACUGUCUUACUGCAAGCAGCAUUGGGAACUGAGGCGAAUUAUGAACGUCAGUUGCCGCAAAUGUCUUUCCAAAAUGCUCUGCUGAAACUUCAGAUAUACGGUAAGAAGUCGUACAGAGAUGCGGUUGUUCAGACUUUGCACUCCACUGUGAAGCGGAUAUCGCAGGUUCAUCCAAGAAAAUACUCUGCAUUCUCUGACCUACUUGAAGGCUCUAAUCGACAGUGCUUCCUAGACAUGUCCUCAAUUCUAUCAGAGAUAGGUAAUCGCAAUCUGAGUGGUCUCCAAUGGGUCGAUGCAUCAGGACACCUCCCCAGCGGACUAACUGGUGGAGCUGUGCACUGGAUUGGCAGCUUCAGCGUCUGUUUGAGUAUCCCAGAAGAACUUUACCCGGUUAAGAACAAACUUCCGUCUCAAUACUGCACUGUUAGCAUAAAAAUUUCUCUCCCCGAAGAACUGCCCUCGAAAAUGCCUUAUGGACUUACCAUCGGCUAUUGCAUCCCUCGCUCAUGUGCUGCGCACAUUUCUACCAGGUUUAUAUCCAAAGUGACCUCUCUUUUUUCGUUAGAGCUCGAUGAGAUGGCCACAUACUGCCACACAAGUCCUUCUGGUUUGAAGAAAGACGUUUGGUUCUGGAUCGCUGUAGUUACUUUACUUGUGCCGCUGACGUUGGCAGCGUUCGCGACGCUGCUGGAGGGUUUUAUUUGGAUUAACUGGAAGAUAAACAUUCAUCGUCAUCAAGCCACUGGGGAAACGCUAAACGAUGACAAUCUGGCCUCGUCACACAACGAAUGUACUGACCAAUCAGGGGAAAGAUUACUGUUUGGUGCAGACGUAGUAGAUCCAUCCGAUGCACAUUGCUCCUAUGAAGAUCACCGUAAAGAUAAUGCCCUAGUUUACGGACAGGAAAAUGCGCGACUGUGGUCCUUUCAAGUUAUCGUCAGUGGGACACUUUCCGUGGACACAUUUUUCCUUAUGUCCGGACUGAUGGCGACUUAUAUGCUGUUGCCGCGUAUUCAACACGUUAGCGGUUACCUCAAACAUUGCCGGUUUUGGUCCGUCUUCAUUCUACACCGGUUUUUACGAUUAACUCCGGUCUAUCUGUUCGUGAUCAUCAUCUACACUGGCCUCUUUCAUCACUUGUACGACGGCCCAAUGUACCCACAGCGUCCAGAGUUGCUGGACUCUAUCUUUUGCCGGCAACACUGGUGGGCGUCCUACCUGAACAAUUUGGUCUACUCUAAGGAAAUGUGUAUGGCAUGGUCUUGGUAUCUGGCGAACGAGUUCCAAUUCUCCGUCAUUCUCGCUCCGAUCUUUGUCAGCCUCAUCUACUGGAAUGUAGCUGUUGGCCUAAUCUUCGCUAUUCUGCUAGUCCUCUCCUCCAUACUGGCCACUUUCGGGAUCGCUUAUGCACACGAUUAUCUCCCGGGACUACUUUCCAUGUCAUCAUUUGACACUAUCUACAUCAAACCCUACACGCGUUGGGGAACAUACGCUAUCGGGCUCAUCCUCGGUUGGAUCCUGAUUGCUCGGCCCAAAGCGAAUAAGCCCAGACUCUCUGCAAAGAAUGUGGCCAUCACUCUAACAGGUAUGUCUCUGGCGGCCGUUUUCACACUGAGCACCUUGUACGGUCUGUACGGAGUGGUGCGAGAAUUGAAGCCAGAUUUGCCCACUGGAGUGGCGGCAUUUUACACGGCGAUGCAUCGACCAGUGUUUGCACUGGGAGUUGCGAUUGUUAUUUAUCUGUGCGUCAAUGGUUACGCGGAUCCAAUUGAAACUAUGCUGGCCUGGUCCGGUUUUCGGAUUCCAGCUCGCCUUACCUACGGAGUAUAUCUCAUACAACCGCUUGUGAUACUGUUUAUAACACUUGGAAGUCAAACGUCACCAAUCCUGGAUAACCUCUACUUGAUUUCGCUGUUUCUCGCGGUGGUUCCUAUAAGCUACGCAGCGUCCUUCCUCAUGAACCUGACAAUAGAAUUACCUUUUAUGAACCUGGAGAAGCGCUUAUUGCAAACGGUAGCUACAUCCAAUCCUUCAUGAACACGCCCCAUUUUGCUGAUCCCCGCAAAUGAAUUUGAGCUACACAGUGAUGAUACGUACUGUCUCGAUUACAUGUUUGGUUUUGUUUUUAAAUAAAGCAUUACAAAUUGUUUCACACACAUUAAAUCUGUAAAUCGUCUAUCUGAUGAGGGAAUCCUCAUCGUCCAUAAACUAUGCUGG
Dicrocoelium dendriticum is the source of this 2295-nucleotide messenger RNA. Lineage: Eukaryota; Metazoa; Platyhelminthes; Trematoda; Plagiorchiida; Dicrocoeliidae. The record is from the annotation of a GenBank genome assembly.